AUGGACAUGGUGCUCACAGCCCGUCCUGGCCCCUCGGUGUCAGCAGACCCACUGAAAGUCCUGGACCCCCAAGUGCCAAUCCUCCUCUGCCACAGGGUCCCCAGCAACAUUGUCACCUGCUGGCAGGAGGAGGAGGACCUGGUGGCCGUGGCACAGCUGGUCCCAGAGCUUCUCCAUCCAUGGGUUGGCUCCUUGGCCAUGGGCAUGAUUUUCUUCUGCUCUCCCAUCGUCAGCAUCUUCACCGACCGGCUUGGCUGCAGGACCACGGCGGCCUCGGGAGCUGCCAUCGCCUUCGUUGGACUCCUCUCCAGCUCCUUCACCAAGUCUCUGGAAGUUCGUUAUUUCACCUACGGGAUCCUCUUUGGCUGCGGGAGCUCUUUCGCCUUCCAACCAUCGCUGGUCAUCCUGGGUCACUACUUCAAGCGCCGCCUUGGCUUGGCCAACGGCAUCGUGGCUGGGGGCAGCUGCCUCAUCUCCGUGCCGCUCCCCUUCUUCCUCAAGAUGGUGGGCAAGGCCAUUGGGUUGGCACACACUUUCCAAGUACUCAGUGCCUUAAUGUUCAUCCAGAUCUUCUUGUCCCUGACCUACCGGCCCAUCCUGAGGCCCUCGUGUGACUCUCAGCAGAAGAGGCAGGAGAAGCUGGGCAGCCGGAGCGUGCGGCAGCAGUGCUGGGCCCAGCUCCGCAAGUAUUUCAACUUGAGGGUUUUCCGGAGAAAGACCUAUCGGAUUUGGGCCUUCGGGAUCGCCACGGCUGUCCUGGGGUAUCUUGUACCUUACAUGAACCUGGUAAGAGCCUUGGCUGGGGCUGGAAGAGGAGGAGUUCACCCAGAAUGA
Messenger RNA from Merops nubicus (carmine bee-eater), 834 nucleotides. Its product is annotated as monocarboxylate transporter 8-like. Bases 1 to 834 code for a protein of 277 amino acids. NCBI's taxonomy places the organism in Eukaryota, Metazoa, Chordata, Aves, Coraciiformes, Meropidae. The record is from RefSeq and is a predicted model, not a curated record. Gene Ontology annotation, molecular function: monocarboxylic acid transmembrane transporter activity; thyroid hormone transmembrane transporter activity. The transcript is spliced from 3 exons. Gene Ontology annotation, biological process: transmembrane transport.